Molecule: messenger RNA, 1086 nt
Organism: Thlaspi arvense
Lineage: Eukaryota; Viridiplantae; Streptophyta; Magnoliopsida; Brassicales; Brassicaceae
Source: the annotation of a GenBank genome assembly
AUGGAAUUAAUAUUCUUUUACGCGGAAGAGUUUAUUUUCCUCCACUGCCACAAGAAUAAGAAAAAGAAAUUGAUUCACAUCUCUUUUCUUUUUAUUCCCUCCUCCUCUCAACAUCAACCUCAAAAAUCCAGCUCUAUAAAUACUCAUGUCCCCUUCCCUUACCUUCUCUUAUAUUUUCCAUCAUUGUGUGUUUUGACAUUUGAAAACACUCUACGAAAUCACAGCAAGGUCUUCAAAAUUGUAGUGAAACAAAAAAGUCCAUUGAACAACAAUGAGCUACUCUCAUCAAAGCAUGGAAGUGCAAGGGGCUAUGAGUUUGGAAGGACUUAUGUUGUGAGGCCCAAAGGAAAGCACCAAGCUACUAUUGUUUGGUUGCACGGUCUUGGAGACAAUGGCUCUAGAUUAAAUGGAUUUGCCCAACUGCUCCUUCGCGUCCUGUUUCGCUUCUGGGCGGAUUCCCUUGCACUGCCUGUAAGAUCAUUUCAACUUCUAGGCUCCUGUAACUUCAUGAAAACGUUCUCGCAAAGCGAUUUCUUAAACGAUAGAAACCAACCUCUUUGCUUCUCAGGGUUUGACGUGGGAGAAAUCUCUGAGGAUCUUCAUGAUGAUAUCGAAGGCUUAGAUGCUUCAGCUGCACAUAUUGCUAACCUCUUGUCAACCGAACCAACAGAUGUCAAAGUUGGGAUAGGAGGUUUCAGUAUGGGUGCAGCAAUAGCUCUCUACUCCACGACUUGUUACGCUCUUGGACGUUAUGGAACCGGACAUCCUUACACUAUAAACCUUCGUGCUACUGUAGGACUCAGUGGUUGGCUUCCUGGUUGGAGGAGCUUGAGGAGCAAAAUUGAAAGUUCGAAUGAAGCUGCAAGGCGUGCUGCGUCUAUACCAGUCAUACUUGCACAUGGAAUUGCGGACGAUGUAGUUCCUUACGGGUUAGGAGAAAAGUCUGCUCGUUCACUUGCCAUGGCUGGAUUCCGACAAGUUAUGUUCAAACCAUAUGAAGGGCUUGGUCACUACACGGUUCCUAAAGAAAUGGAUGAGGUCGUUCACUGGCUCGCAUCAAGGCUUGGUCUCGAGGGCUCGCGUUAA